UGGAGGAAUAGUGAAAAACUGUAAGAUCUGGUCAAAUACAGAGAUAAAAUUCUAAAGCAGCUCCAAAGUUGCCUUAUAGCUUUGUAAUUGUGAAUUCUGCAAGGUCACAGACUGUAAAUCUGUAUGUUUCUAGCCAAACCUGAAUAUUAUAAUCCUUUAGACAAAUACUGUAACCAAAUCUGAGAUUUGGUCUGAGCCACACCAAGAUUUCUCUGAGAAGUUUAGAAAGUGAGUGGGUCUCACUGAAGCUUGUGACUCAAUGAGAGGGACUGUUCCUAUAUACACAAUAUUUUGUAAUAGAUGGUAGAGUUGUUGUUUAGGUACUGCAUUUAAAAACUUCAUUAGCCAUAAAUCUAAUCAUAAUCACCCACGUAAUCGCUGUGUCCUACUUCUCAUGUCUGGCCAAGAACCUUCCCCUUGACCACUCUGUUACUCCUGGGCUGCACAAAAACCAGCAUUAAAAGAUGUCUUGACCACCAGCACAGCCUUGGUGCCUCUGUUUAGCAGGUGCUUGUGCCUCCUGGGGCUGGGGGAGAUCAGCACGAGUUUUGCCCUGCGACUCUGGGAAUUGUCUUCCCUGCGGUUUCAGGGAUGUCCGAGCGUGGCUGGUCAAAGCCCGGCUGAUGCCAUGCCUCCGUGACAGAUGCUGCCUGGCACGAUGGCAGGCACUGGUGUGGGGCCUCUGCACGCCACCCCGGGCCCGGGGCCACCCUGCAGUGCCCAUUCCCUCUGCUGGGCGCAGGGCCAGCACAGAAAUGCCUGCGGAGAUAGCACAGGCGCCAAGCCCCAUCAGCUGCCCUGUCCAUCUUUAGGCCGGGCUCGGGUUACCAUCCUCCUCCCACAGCUGCCUCCAGGGACGGGCAAAGCCACCUCCCGGCGCCUGGGCUGCAGGCGGUGGGGGAGCACAGGAGGCAUCCCGGGCAGGGAAAAGACUGAUGCGAUUUCUGUGCAAGGGGCGAAGGACGCUGCGAACACGCCUGAGCUAUGGCAUCGCUGUGCUACAACAAGGGCUGCGGGCAGAGGUUUGAUCCCGAGCACAACGCCGAGGAUUCCUGCCUGUAUCACCCGGGUGUCCCCAUUUUCCACGAUGCCCUGAAGGGCUGGUCUUGUUGCAAGAAACGCACAACGGACUUCUCUGAGUUCCUCUCCAUAAAGGGAUGCACAAAGGGGUUUCACAGCAAGGAGAAGCCCCCUGAGCCUUCCAGCCAAGAGAAGACCUCAGAUGAACCAAAGGCCAAACCAGUGAAGGAGCUCAUCUUCCAAGGACCAAAGUCAGCUGAGAAGAUGCUGCGGGAAAGACCGAGCUCUGAUGAGCCAAGACAACUGCUGCCAAUUAAAGUAUCCAGGUCUCUGGAGCAGGCACUGGAGAAACUGAACAUGUCCUCUGAGGACAAGACGCUCAAGAGCAGUUGUACAGGCGAGGAGGCUGCCCAGGUGAGAGCUGGCACCACGUGCAAGAACUCAGCCUGCAAGGCGAUCUACCAGGGCCCAGAGAGCGACACAGAGGUUUGUACAUUUCAUCCUGGCGUUCCUGUCUUCCAUGAGGGGAUGAAGUACUGGAGCUGCUGUGGAAUCAAAACCACAGACUUCAGUGCCUUUAUGGAGCAGCCGGGCUGCAGCCGUGGGUGUCACUGCUGGACAGAAAAGAAGGACAAGAAGGCGGUGCUGUGCCGGCAGGACUGGCACCAAACCGGCAGCCAGGUGGUGGUGACAGUCUAUGCCAAGAACCCCCUGCCUGCCCUCAGCAGCGUGAAGGCCAAUCGCACCGUGCUCGAGGCUCAUGUCAUCUUUGAAGGGAAUAAGAUUUUCCAGGAAGAACUGGAGCUCUGGGGGACCAUUGAUGUAGAGAAGAGCUUUGUGAGCAUGGUCCCAGCCAAGGUGGAGAUCACGCUUUGCAAAGCCAGCCCUGGCUCCUGGGCCAGGCUGGAGCUCCCCCAAAGCAAAUUGCAGUCCUGUGGUGAGCAAGAGAAGGAAGCUGCAAACACAGAGGAGCCCGGGGCCGUGCAGGAUGAGGACUCUGAUGACAGCUUGAGCUGGUCGGAGGAGGAAGAUGAAGAGCUGGAGAUGGGAACACCAGAUACGAUAACAUCAAGUAACUGAUGGUCAAGUGCUGCAGCAGCUGAGCACUGCUGGUCCUGAGCUGCUGGGCACCUUGGCACCAGCUCCAGAAGAGCAGACCUAGUCCAGAACCAUGUGCAGGCUGCAGCACGGCCUCUCCUCGGGUCAGAAGGGACAAUUAAUAAACACCCAGAGCAAAGGUUGUCCUCUGAAAUCCGUGAUGGGCGUCUGAGAAACAUCAGCGGGCCAAACCCUGCCUUCUGUCACUUCCUCUUCUUUGCCUGGCUGGGCUCUGUGUCUGCAGGAGGAGUCUCUGUGCCCGCACCUUCGGUGUCUGUGGGCACUGGGUGUUCAGAGCCCAGCGCCCUCCCUCACCCCGGCAUUUCUGGGGGUGGACACAGCCUUCCCCGCCGCUUCUGGGGGUGCUGAACCCCGGGCUGAGCUGAGUGUAAGCUCCUGCCGUCUCCCUCGCCCGGCGCUGGGGAAGCCGGGCCCUGCGGCUCUUUGUGGGGAGACCGCGGACACGGGAACGGCACCGCGGCCGGCAGCUCCAGCGGAGCCGUGCCGUUCCUGCGCAGCCCUUUAGAGGCGUGAAACCGCCCGGGGGAGCAGCGGGCGAUGCCGAAGGCGCCCCGGGGCCGGCGGAGGCGGGGGAUCUCCGCGGGAGCCGCGCUGUGUAACGCGGCACGGCGCCGGCAGCGCGGGCGGAGGGCGGCGCACGCCGCGGACCGGAGCGUCCGCCCGCGUGAAAAACCCAGCAAUCUUCCGCCACGGCGCCGCUUAAUUGGACAGCCUCGUGUAGAAGCUCAGUUUUGCCAUUCUUUCUUUUUUGCUGGCAUUAUCUUUGUUAGAAAUAUAUCGUCCUUAUUAAGAAUACAUGUUAGGUAUUUGUGUCUGUGCACACAGACACGCGUGCGUAAUUUCUGCUUAGGGGCUUUGAAGUGAAUCUACCGAGAAAUCACCCCAAGUCAGACCGAACCCCCUCGCUCAAGAUGUAUUCGGACAGCGCGUAAUUACAAAACAACGAAUUUAGCACCAGCAGGAUCACAGUGCCGCGGAUGGCGGGGCUGUAUCGGGGCAUGGCAGCACUACAGCGCGGCCGCAGCGCCGAGCCGGGCCCGAGGCGGCGCCGG
This is a messenger RNA of Vidua macroura (Pin-tailed whydah), 3191 nucleotides long. It is a transcript of the gene ITGB1BP2, whose product is annotated as integrin subunit beta 1 binding protein 2. The record is from RefSeq and is a predicted model, not a curated record. The coding region runs from base 985 to 2100 and encodes 371 amino acids. The transcript has 11 exons. NCBI's taxonomy places the organism in Eukaryota, Metazoa, Chordata, Aves, Passeriformes, Viduidae.